AUGACUGAAAGCUCAGGGAGAAACAACAGCGGUCUGGACAUCCCAGCCAGCGAAGUCAUCUUUCAUUCAGAGAGCUCUGAGGAGGGCAGCGGACACGGUGCAGACACUGCAGCAGCACAGGGACUCGUCAAUAAGACUAUCACUCCAGAGGAGCCAGAGAGAGCGAGCAGCGAAAACCCUUCUGGGUCUGGGAUCACAUUAACUACAAGACCAGGACCUACUCUACACCACUCAGGGGCUCAUGAGCAAGGAGCUGACAAAGCCAAUUCUUCAAUUACAGGCUACAGUCACUCCAGUGUACACAGACUCUCAGAGGAAGCUCUCUUGGACGACGGCCACAUUACAAAUGAGGAACAGUUAAAAAAGAGUCCCAGAGUAAAUGAUGACUCUCUGUCUGGUGGAGACAGCCCCAAGCUCCCUGUCCAAACCAGUGUGUUUACUUACAUGCCAAAUGACAACGUGCCAGGGCCUGGAGGUCCCUGUGUGCUUGGUGUCCGACCAUGUGUUGUUCUUAAAAACUUCAACGGCACCAGUCUGCUCUGGGAUGACAUGAGGCGCACGCUGGCGUUUGCCUGGGAACUGCACGUCUUUGGAUCGGCCAGCCUUUUCACACUGAUGGCGCUCCUGGCAGUUCUGGGGAUGGCUGGAGCGUGCACUCUUCCUCACCCCCUCUGUGACGCUCUGACCCUGACCCUCUCCCUCGGCUGGGGCCUCCCAUUCUGUUUGGGGAUCCUCAUUAAGUCCCUCUCCCCUCUACCUCCCUUUCUCCGGUCCUCUAUACCACAGUGGUUUCCCUCACAGAAGACCGAGAGGCGUGGAAAGCGACUAACAGCAGUGUGUGCCUUCCUUGCAGUGCUGUGCUGCAGCCUUCAGAUGUACAGUCUCUUCUGGCUUUAUGGGCUGCUGGGGAACUGGAGGCGCUUCGGCUGGGGCUGGUGGCUCAGUCAGUUCUGGGCCAGAAUCCUUGAGAUAGCUUGGGGAUUCUCUUUACUUGUCCUUGGAUCUUGGAUCUUCUGGACACCAUUUAGGGGUCAUUCAAGGGGCGAUCAUGGGCAGGGCAGAAGUGAGGUGUCUAAGAGGGUGGAGAAGAAAAGCUUGUGGGGCAGACUCUUGGCCAGCGUACGAAAAGGCCCUCUGAGAAAAUCUGAGAAAACCUGGGAGGACCUGAUACCAAAUAACUGGGCAAAGUAUAACCUGUCCAGAUCAGGUAUCAGCAACAACGCAAUGUGCCCAUAUGAUGAUCCACCAACAGCCGUUAUAGCAGAAUACAAACCUGAUCCUCUCAGCAGCAGCAGCUCUGACACUCAGGCUGCACUGCUGUGGCAAAAAGUUGGUGAACGCGAAUGUAUUCUUUCACUCAUUGAAUUUGACAUGCGGCCCCCAUCUCCUAUUAACCUCCGGCGCAGCAUUGACAACGCGCUUCAUCAUGGGCAGCUCGUAGCAGGAGGUCUGUUCACACCUCCGCCCCCUUCCUGGACUCACAGUAUGAGCACAGACUCCAAUGAUGCAGACAGCGGUACAACAACAUUCCCUCCAGCUUACGUCAGCUACGGGUGGAUGCUGGAUACGGAGUCUAUUUCUGCAUCUCUGGACCAUUUCCAAGCCAAAGAACCAGCACAGUCGCCCAGUGCUACAGCUGAUUAUAAUGGCAGCAUUGGGUCUCCAGCUGCUGCACGUCACGAAGAGGAAUUCUCAGCAGUGAUGCAUCAGCAUGACUGGUCUGAGGACGAUGUCACAGACCUCUAA
Messenger RNA from Stegastes partitus (bicolor damselfish), 1746 nucleotides. Lineage: Eukaryota; Metazoa; Chordata; Actinopteri; Pomacentridae. The record is from RefSeq and is a predicted model, not a curated record.